AUGGCUCCAGAAGUUACAAGAUCUUUGUUAAUACAGCAGCAACAACAACAGCAACAACAAUGUUUAUUAUCGCUCAACAACAACAACAAUAAUAAUAAUAACAAUCAUAUCAACAACAACAACAUAGGCAACAGCAUUAACAACAUAGGCAACAAAAAUUAUAAUGUUAACAACACUUUGAAUUAUUCAAACUCUUUAUGUCCAAAUUUUUCAAACUACGACAACAACAACAACAAUAACAAUAAUAAUAAUAAUAGCAAUAAUAACAACAUUAACAACAACGACGAUGAUUAUGAUGAUGAGUCUCCAUACUGUCGGUUGAAUUUUCCACUUGAAUGCAACAACAACAACAACAUCAAUAAUAACAACAAUAACAACAUCAACAAUAAUAAUAACGAUUUAAACAACAAACACAACAACAGUAUUGAUAAUCGAAACGAUACUCAGCUGCAGACGUUGUUGAUACAACACUUAAUACAUCAACAACAACAGCACCGCAACAUCAACAGCUUAACAACUCGUUAUAAUUUACCUCAUUCGUUGUCGUCGUCUUCGUCAUCUUCAUCAUCAACCUCUAGGAAGAAAGACAUUAGCCUAACGGUCCUAAAUGGUUCAUUAAAACCUCAAACGACAACAACGACAGCAGCAACAGCAACAGCAGUUACCACAACAGCCACAGUGGCGGCUACAACAGCCACAAAACCGUUUUCAAACGGUGGCUUUGACAGAGACGAUGAUGUCGUUGUUGAAAUGUUUCUAGCAGUAUCAAGGGACGAUAAGGAUAGGCCGAAGCUGGCCGAAAAUCAGACGAUACUAUCACCAAUCAUACUCUGCGGUCCCGGGUCAAUUUCCUUGCAUAAGCCAAUCAUCAUAUCCUUCCAACAUUGCGCUAAUCUCGCCAACACUUUCAAUCAUAAUAACGUUAAUAAUAAUAAUAACAAUAAUAAUAAUAAUAAUAAUAGUAAUAAUAAUAAUAAUGCUGAUGGUGAUGGUGGUGAUGAUGAUGGUGGCGGUGAUGAUGAUGAUGGCGUGGUUUCAAACAAUCAAUGGCUGUUAUCGUUGUACGCUAGCUACGCUCCUUAUGAUGAGAUUGCUCGCUGGCAGGUAAUCUGUACAGCCUCGACUCCGAAAGACGAUCACGUACCUCAAGCCUGCAUCCAAUUGGACGAAGAAAAAUGUCACGUUAUGACAGAUCGACCAAUAGCAAUGCUCUGUUUAGUCGGCGAACCAAUCAGCGACAGGGCAGUUGUUUCAAAGUAUCUGCGAUUGGCCGCUUUUGCUCCGCCCCUUUCGUCACUAAUGACGUCAUUGGCCGAUUGUAAUAUUAGGAUUUAUAUUCUCGAAGAUACGUUUGACGCACUAGAAGGCGUACUACAGAUAGAGAGAGAUCUGGGUAGCUGUUUGAUAGACAAGCCGAAAAGAAUGCUCUUUUAUUACAACAACAACAACCACAACAACAACAACAAUAAUAAUAACACUAAUAAUAAUUUAUGCCUCUCCGUUCAAAGUGUUUCAGCCGGCUGGCGAAAUAAAAUGGAUGUCGAUUGUCAGAGACCAAACUGCCCAAUGCACAGGAAGAUAUGCCACGCGUCGUGUGACGAUGGCGACGAAGAAUGGAAAUCUAUAGCGCGAGCACUGUCACUAGACGAAUAUCUGGGGUACCUAUCAACAAAGCCAAACAAGAUGGAGGUGUUGCUGGGCUUAUGGCAGGCCAAAAACCCCGGGUCCACGGCAAUAUUUGACCUACUUAAUUCCCUUCGUCUGAUUGGUCGACCAGACGUAGCUGACCUACUUUCAAAAUCUUUGUUACGAGAUGAAUUGAGAACUGAAAAAAACAAAGUUCAAGCUCUGGAAAAUUCCUUGAAGGAUGAACAAAAGAAAAGUAUGGGUCUAAAGGUGAUGUUGGAGCUAGCAGAAGGCUACAAAAAAGAGAACAAACUGCUGAGAAGCAAGUUAAGACAUUACAAAACUUUUAUCAAAGAACAGAAUAACGCUGCCUCCCCAGUGUCCUCGCCAUCUUUAGUGAAAAAAAAUCAACAAAGCCAGCUGGAAUAUAAUGAUAAUAUCAUGGAAGAAUCUCACUUUCCAAAGUAUAAUAAUGAAAAUAAUAAUAAUUUAGUGGAAUCAGAAGUUUUCACGUUUCAAAGAAGUUGUUUAUUGGACUGUCAAAAUAAUGAAAUCUUUCCCGAAACUAAAUUCUCAUCCAUCAUUCGUGCAUUGAUUGGCGACCAGAAACCAGAAUUUAAGCAUGAGUAUUGCAGGCCACAUGAUCCUAUUUCGAAUAAAAAUGUUUCUUGCACUGAAUGUAUGAAAUGUAAAGAAAAAGAUAUUAAAAUUCACCGAUAUGAAGAAAAAGUAAUGGAGUAUGAAGAUGAACUGACAAAAGCAGAAUGGCACCUCCAAGAGGCCAUCAAAGAGAAGCAGGAAAUUAGUGAAAAUUUCCAGAUCAUGAAAAUACAGUUAGACGUCUACAAAGCUGACUUUCAGACGGAGAGAGCUGACAGGGAGAAUGCCAUGGACAGGGUCGCUAAUUUAGAAAAGCAGUUGAGAGUAUUGCAGACGGAAGAGGUAAAAAUCGAUCCGUUGCCAUUCAUUCCUCUACAGCCCAACACUUUUCCUCUAACUCGAAAUCCUACCUUACCUCCUCAGAAUCCUAUCUAUACUCAACAACACUCUGAAGAAAUUUUAAUAGGUAGGGGAGCAAAUUAUGCACCUAGAUUUUCUCAUACAUCAAACAGUAACUUUCACAAAAAAAAUAACUUAACUGGCGACGAAAAUCAAUCCGCCAAAAAAUCGAAAACUUCGAAGGUGGAUGCAAUUGCUGAGCGUGAAUCUCCGCUGUCGAAUUCGUUUGAGAACUUAAACUUGCUACCGGGCGAUCAUGGGGGCGAUGAUUUUUUGCCAUGA
Molecule: messenger RNA, 2907 nt
Organism: Helobdella robusta
Lineage: Eukaryota; Metazoa; Annelida; Clitellata; Rhynchobdellida; Glossiphoniidae
Exons: 12
Coding region: 1-2907 (968 amino acids)
Biological process (GO): netrin-activated signaling pathway; motor neuron axon guidance
Cellular component (GO): membrane
Molecular function (GO): protein binding; netrin receptor activity
Source: RefSeq, a predicted model, not a curated record